UUUAAAAGGGGUGAAUCCAACGAGUCAUUUAUGCCACAAGAAAGCCCAAACACGUUACAUGAAACCCUAAUUUCAAUAUCUGACACAGCUUUUUUCUUCUCAACAAUUCAUUCACCAGCCGAACUCAACUCAACGCUACAAUGGUUAACGUUCCAAAGACAAAGAAAACAUACUGCAAAAGCAAGGAAUGCAAGAAGCAUACCUUACACAAAGUUACCCAAUACAAAAAGGGUAAAGAUAGCAUCGCUGCUCAGGGAAAGCGUCGUUAUGAUCGCAAACAAUCUGGUUAUGGUGGUCAGACUAAACCUGUUUUUCACAAAAAGGCCAAAACCACUAAGAAAAUUGUCUUGAGGCUUCAGUGUCAAGGUUGCAAACAUGUUUCUCAACAUGCUAUUAAGAGGUGCAAGCACUUUGAGAUUGGUGGUGAUAAGAAGGGAAAAGGAACGUCUCUAUUUUAGUUGCAGAAUUAGAAUUCUGCAUUUUCAAUGUGUUUUUCUAUUGUACCCAUCUUUGGCUUUUUAAUUUUGCAGAAAUACUUUUUGUUUGAGAUUUUUGUUCUAAUGGAUGGUUUUUUACUUGAAAUUUUGCACUGCAUUAUGUUUUUC
Messenger RNA from Cicer arietinum (chickpea), 605 nucleotides. Its product is annotated as large ribosomal subunit protein eL42. Gene Ontology annotation, cellular component: ribosome. Gene Ontology annotation, biological process: translation. NCBI's taxonomy places the organism in Eukaryota, Viridiplantae, Streptophyta, Magnoliopsida, Fabales, Fabaceae. The record is from RefSeq and is a predicted model, not a curated record. Gene Ontology annotation, molecular function: structural constituent of ribosome.